This is a messenger RNA of Sinocyclocheilus anshuiensis, 3926 nucleotides long. RefSeq names its product connector enhancer of kinase suppressor of ras 2-like. The coding region runs from base 364 to 3276 and encodes 970 amino acids. The record is from RefSeq and is a predicted model, not a curated record. Gene Ontology annotation, biological process: regulation of signal transduction. Lineage: Eukaryota; Metazoa; Chordata; Actinopteri; Cypriniformes; Cyprinidae. The transcript has 22 exons. Gene Ontology annotation, cellular component: cytoplasm; membrane. Gene Ontology annotation, molecular function: protein binding.
GGUAAAGGAGAGACUGCAGUUGGUGCAUGGCAUGAAGACGCGAAUGUUGGGGACCCGGCUGAGCAUGGCACAUUAUACCAGGAUCUGAACUGAAACGGGGACCUGGUUUGGGCUCUUAGAUAUGGGUGUUAUAUUAAUAAGAAACCCUUGAGCUUGCAGGAGUAAAGGGUUAGAAAUGCGCUUGAUGUCGUUCGGUGUGACGCUUUUGGAUGCGCAAUUCUGGAUGGGAUGAAAUCGCGUAACCGGGGGCCAAAUCUAGGCGCUUAACGUGAGACCACCGACCUGAGCUUCCCAGAGCUGCGUUAAACCACAUCUUCUGCCCCUCGGAGCCGUGCUGAGGGGACAACCACAGAAAGUUUCGCGAUGGCUCUCGUCAUGGAACCUGUUAGUAAAUGGAGCCCCAGUCAAGUUGUGGAUUGGAUGAAAGGUCUGGAUGACUGCUUGCAGCAGUAUAUAAAGAACUUUGAACGGGAGAAGGUAGGAGGUGACCAGCUGCUGAGGAUCACCCAUCAGGAGCUGGAGGAUCUGGGGGUAUCCCGCAUCGGACACCAGGAGCUGAUCCUGGAAGCUGUGGACCUGCUGUGCGCUCUGAACUACGGGCUGGAGACUGAAAACCUGAAAACUCUCUCUCAUAAGCUCAAUGCCUCUGCCAAAAACCUGCAGAACUUCAUCACGGGCCGCAGACGCAGCGGUCAUUACGAUGGCCGGACGACCCGCAAACUGCCCAACGAUUUCCUCACAUCUGUGGUGGACCUCAUCGCUGCUGCUAAGAGCCUUCUGGCCUGGCUGGAUAGGUCACCAUUUGCUGCCGUAGCAGAUUAUUCCGUGACCAGGAACAACGUGAUCCAGCUGUGCCUGGAACUCACUACCAUAGUACAGCAGGACUGCACCGUCUAUGAAACCGAAAAUAAGAUCCUCCAUGUGUGUAAGACAUUGUCUGGGGUAUGUGACCACAUCAUCUCACUGUCGUCAGACCCCCUGGUCUCCCAGUCGGCACAUCUGGAGGUGGUUCAACUGGCUAAUAUUAAACCUACAGAGGGUCUGGGAAUGUACAUCAAAUCCACAUAUGAUGGGCUUCACGUUAUCACAGGAACCACAGAGGGGUCUCCAGCGGAUCGCUGUAAGAAGAUCCACGCAGGUGACGAGGUCAUCCAGGUGAACCAUCAGACAGUGGUGGGCUGGCAGUUGAAAAACUUGGUAAGCUCUCUGCGAGGGGACCCUGCCGGUGUGACAUUGACCCUGAAAAAGCGUCCCCAGAGCACGCUCACCUCUGCCCCAGCCCUACUAAAGAACAUGAGAUGGAAGCCCCUGGCCCUGCAGCAGCCAGUCAUUCCCAGGAGUCCCACCAGCAGCUCGGCCACGCCUACGAGCACCAUCAGCACACCCUCCAAGCGUGAUAGCUCCGCCCUCCAAGACCUGUAUAUCCCGCCCCCUCCAUCUGAGCCAUACACACCCAGAGAUGAAAAAGGCGUUCUCCUGGGUGAAGGCGGGGUAUCUGUCGCAAAAGGGUCAGAAUCACCAAACUCAUUCCUGGAUCAAGAGUACAGACAGCGAUUUCCUCUCAUGGAAGAAGAAGCCAUCCUUUACUGCUACGAGUACGACCCCAACCACGGACCCACAACGUCCCGUCGAGACAGCACACCCACUUACGGUCGUCUGAGGCCCAUCUCUAUGCCUGUAGAGUAUAACUGGGUUCCUGACUACGAGGACCCAGCUAGAAUGAAGAGAGAAGGUCGGAGAGAAAACUCUCUGUUGCGGUAUGUAAGUAAUGAGAAGGCUGCUGAUCUGGCAGGGCGCAGCAUGAAGAGAGACACAGGAAAACGCGGCAAGAAGAAGAGCGAAAAGAGCGGGAGCCCCACCCACUACACCCUCCUCCCGACCCUCCAAAUGGAGGUGCUCCGUCAGGAAUCCAUGAACACGCCUAACCCAGACUCCACCUCUCUUUACCAUACAUUCCAGGGAUCCUCUCUGCUAUCCAAGACCAAGAAAAAGAGUAAAGCGGCUCCACUGUCCUCCAUCAGUAAGAGAAGAAUCUCCUGUAAGGACCUGGGUCGUGGAGACUGUGAGGGCUGGCUGUGGAAAAAGAAGGAUGCAAAGAGCUAUUUCUCGCAGAAAUGGAAGAAGUACUGGUUUGUUUUGAAGGGCGCCUGCUUGUACUGGUACAUGAACGAAGAGGAUGAGAAGGCCGAAGGGUUUGUCAGCCUCCCUGAGUUUAAGAUCGAUAGAGCCAGUGAAUGUCGCAAAAAAUAUGCGUUUAAAGCGUGCCAUCCCAAAAUCAAGAGCUUCUACUUCGCAGCAGACGGCGUGGACGAUAUGAACAGAUGGUUGAGUCGUCUCAACAUGGCAGCUGCCGGCUAUGCAGAAAGAGAGCGAAUCCGUCAAGAACAGGCAGACUACUGGAGUGAAAGUGAACACGAAGACAAUGAGACGCCCUCGACACCCAAGCAAGACAGCCCACCGCCCCCUUAUGACACGUACCCAAGGCCACCCUCAAACCAGGUGAGUUGUGCCAGUCCUUACCUAGAACCCAAGCACGGCCGCCUCUCAUCCACAGAAACUUCACAGUCUCGCUCCUCUCACGAGGAGUACCGCUCCGAACCACAAGGGGGCAGCAGCAGUGGAGUAGGUUCCCCAGCUCGGAAGUCCGCCAGCCAGCGGCGCUCAUGGCAGGACCUGAUUGAAACCCCUCUGACCAGCUCAGGCCUCCACUACCUGCAGACCCUGCCCCUAGAAGACGCUGUGUUCUGUGAGCCAGGGGCGGGUCUUUCUCCGGAAUAUCGCCGCCAAUCCACUCUGCCUGCCCAACGCACACUGAUGCAGGAACAUUACGGUCCCUUCCCAAUGCUUGAAGGGGAGAGGCUCCGAGACCCCGUUAAUGCAGCCGGGAAACCCCGCAGCUUCACCUUGCCUCGGGAUAGCGGCCUGCAUGCCCUCCUCACACCCUACGCCAGCAUGGCAGAACAGCGGGACCCCAGCCGUAGGGAGCUCAGCCGUUCACACUGCAUCAAUAACGGCGGGGAGCAGGAGUGCCAUGGGCAGGCAGAUUCGCUUGGUGAUUUGUACCGGGCGCUGGAGCGUGCCAGUCUGUCGCCUAUUGGUGAGCACCGCCUUUCCACCCGUCUGGAGUACAAACACCUUUUCAUCCGGCGUUGCAACGAUCCACAGCUAAAUGACAAACUGCAUCAUCUCCGCAUCCUGCAGAGCACGCUAAAGGCUUCGCCUGGUGCCAUUGGGUCUUCCCAUGGUUGGGUCAGUCAGUCCGUGCCUAUGCUGUGAACCCCCCCUCCAACCCCAGGCUGUUACACUGUGCUUAUUGUGUUGGGGAAGAGCCUCCAGUUGCAUUGAUGUCCCGCCCCAGGACGCAGAGCCCCCAUCGGAAUAUUAAGGUUGGCCUUCGAGACAGACAAGAAAAUCCAAUGAGACGGUUAACAUCGCUGCUACACCUCACAGAGCGCUGAGGUGAAACCACCCCUGACACUGCUCGUUUCCUCCUGCAACUGCGCCUAUAAUCCAAUCACCACAGUACCAAAGUAAUUUAAGCUCACGUAAUAUUGUGCAAUGGUCAAGCGUAGUUGUUGAAACCAAACCUUUCCACAAAACCUGCUGGACGUGUCUUCCUGCUGGAGUUUGUAUUUCAUAAAGAGCAAAGUGCCUGUAUGAAAAUGAGCUGCGGGCAACACAGAUAAAACAGUGAGAUGACAGACAUCCUUCUGUUUGCUGAGGCCCGACGCAGACAGCCUGUCUUUUUUAGUCUUUAUUAUGUGGCAUCUAAACGCAGCAUGUAUUACAAAAACUAAGUCCAAAUGUGAAAACGUAGGCUAAAUGUGUUUACAGCUUUACAUUAGAAGGAAAGUAUAUGGAUUGUUGCUACAUCUCUUAUAUAUUUCUAUUUUCUCAACCAUCCUAUAAUUUUGGUGAAUCUCAUG